GUCAUUGUAUUCUGUAAUGUUUCUGGCUAUUUGAAAUAUCCACUAGCAUUGAGUCUUGAGAUGGAGCCUCAUUGGAUUUUAAUCUAUUUAGGGUAGGUUUAACCACUAGGUAUCAGAAUGGUCCAAUGUUGUGUAGAGCUUUGCCGAUUGUCUGCUGCAGCUGUCUGGGCGCACAGUGGAAGAAUUGUCAAGUAUCAUUUGGCCUGAGAGCAAAAGGGCUGUCGGUCUCCAUGGCUCAGGAUUAGUUUGGAAGGUCACCUCACUCCCACCCCCAUUCCCAAUGAUACUAGGCACCUCCCUCUUAUUGCAACCCAGCUUCUAGGCCUUGAAGUCAACUACCAAAAACUGCAGAGCACUGUUUUAAAUUGUAUCAUUCUUCAGUUUCCAGAGUAACUUCAAUUGAAAAAUAUAUGUUGCUUAAUGGUUCAGAUUAGCUUAUGCAGCACAGGUUUUAUUUGGUAUCAGCCACACUCAAGUUAAAAUUGCCAGAUAAUGAACAGUGGGUCUAGUGCUGGCUGAAAUGCAACAAUCAUAAUUGGCAAGCAACAUGAUAUCACAGUGCUUCUCUCGUUCUAUUAAACAUUCUCACGUUAAUUCCACCUUGUAUCACUCUCUCAUUUUUGAAGCUAAAGUGUUUUGUAUAUGUAACAAUUCCUAACUAGUAACAAUAAAUGUUGGAUUUGAUGCUAUAUUUACCAAAAUAAGUUAACUUUAUUAAGUGUUAAUCAUAUUAUUCAUUUCUAUUUCUGAUGAAAUAAAACAAUAUUGAAAAGAUGAUGCUCCUUUUGAAAUUAGAAGUACUAAUAUAGUCUAACUCCAGUCAAUGCUUACCUUAUCACUUUUAUUACAGGUCUGACCGUUACCUAAGCUGCACACACAACCUGACAACAUUGAAUUUGGUCCAACAUGCACAAGAUAUAGGAAAUCGUGCUCUCCAUACCCAACUAAUCUGCCUGGCAACAGUACAUCGAACAAAUGCAGCAGAGCUUAUUUUAACUGGCAUAUUAAUAUGUUUUCAAUUGAAAUAUCCCUCUGCACAGACUUGCGACUUAAGAAAUAUUGAAACUUAAAUGGUUGAUCUGACUGGAUUUUAUUGUGCAGUGAUUUGCUAUUAUUUUGAAUUCUUUUGAAGACAAAAUUGUGGACAUGGAGAAUGGUCAGAACAUCACCAGUGAAUGUGAAAGCAGGUCUGUGCUCUCCACAGUCCUGGUUGGGCUGGUGAUGGGCAUGGUUACACUAAUAACCAUCUUCGGCAAUGUGUUGGUGUGCUUAGUGGUGGGGUUGAACCGUAAACUCCAGAGCCACACUAACUCUUUAAUUGUGUCCCUGGCAGCAACUGACUUACUGCUGGGUUUAUUGGUCAUGCCUUUCUCGACAACCUUGCAACUUCUUAAUUCAGAGUGGCCUUUUGGGCCCACUUUCUGUAAUAUCUACACCAGCAUGGACGUCAUGUUGUCCACGGCUUCCAUCCUCAAUCUGUUUGCGAUCAGCCUCGAGCGUUACCUCGCAGUCACUGCCCCUCUGAGGUACAACAUAGUCAUUACUCCAAAUAGGGUCAUCGUCUCACUCGUCUUCAUUUGGUGCAUCUCCAUCAUGUUUUCCUUUUUGCCCAUCAACCUAGGAUGGAAUAGCAAAGACGCGUUAACGCAAAGCGCGAAUGAGACCAAUCAGUGCCACUUGGAGAUGAACCCAUCGUAUGCUAUUGUGGAUGCUUUCAUCACCUUUUAUAUCCCCUUAGCCAUCAUGUGCCUAACGUAUUACAAAAUAUUCAAAAUUGCAAGAGAGCAAGCAAAAAGAAUCAGCUCUGCCACCAGAAGUACAUUGCCAGGUCUGAAGGAGCAUAAAGCAACAGUAACUCUAGCAACCGUGAUGGGAGUCUUCAUUAUUUGCUGGUUCCCUUAUUUUACAGUGUUUCUCCAUGCAGGGAUUUCAGGGAUUCAAUCCGACAAGACCGUCUUUGCUGUGGUGCUAUGGUUGGGUUAUGUCAACUCGGCUCUGAACCCUAUAGUUUAUGCGGCCCUCAAUCGGGAAUUCCGCAUGGCAUACCAGAAGCUACUGUUCUGCAGGAAGAGGAAUGCAUGCAACAGGGGCUCAUCCAUCAACUAUCAGGCCGGUCGAUUGAGGAAUGAGCAGUGUCACCAGCUGGUCCGAAUCUUGGAUGAUAAUGAGCCAAGUUCAGACAAUACUAUCACCAAAGAUACUUGUCUCUGCACUGAAGACUCUGAAAGGUCGCUAGAUGAAAUUUAACAGGCUGGACAGGUGGUGUGAGAGGGACAAACUGAUGCAUCCCAAUAGAAUUAUGACUCCAGCCAACUAAUUACAGUACUGCAGUAAAUGAUGGCCAAGUUUGUAUCUCAGACCAACCCAGCUGAAGAAAAUGCAUGGCGGUGAGUGCUGACAGGAAAAAUAACAGAAUCACUUAUUCAAAAGGACAAGAUGAGAUUUUCACAUACUGUAUUCU
This is a messenger RNA of Leucoraja erinaceus (little skate), 2461 nucleotides long. RefSeq names its product histamine H2 receptor-like. NCBI's taxonomy places the organism in Eukaryota, Metazoa, Chordata, Chondrichthyes, Rajiformes, Rajidae. Gene Ontology annotation, biological process: chemical synaptic transmission; G protein-coupled receptor signaling pathway, coupled to cyclic nucleotide second messenger. The coding region runs from base 1147 to 2247 and encodes 366 amino acids. The record is from RefSeq and is a predicted model, not a curated record. Gene Ontology annotation, molecular function: neurotransmitter receptor activity; G protein-coupled serotonin receptor activity. The transcript has 2 exons. Gene Ontology annotation, cellular component: membrane; dendrite.